Messenger RNA from Pocillopora verrucosa, 2445 nucleotides. RefSeq names its product 3-ketodihydrosphingosine reductase. Gene Ontology annotation, molecular function: 3-dehydrosphinganine reductase activity. Gene Ontology annotation, biological process: sphingolipid biosynthetic process. The record is from RefSeq and is a predicted model, not a curated record. Gene Ontology annotation, cellular component: endoplasmic reticulum membrane. Lineage: Eukaryota; Metazoa; Cnidaria; Anthozoa; Scleractinia; Pocilloporidae.
UUGGAUGAAAAGACAACAGAGAUGUUGGAGUGGGUCAUUAUUGCAGCUCUCGCCUGUGUAUCGAGCCUUUUUCUCAUUGACAUUUUGAAUACGAAGAAAACUGAAAUUAACGGAGCUCAUGCUGUGGUUACUGGUGGGUCAAGUGGAAUUGGAAAGGCUUUAGCGAUAAAACUGGCCAAAUGUGGAGCCAACGUGACAAUUAUCGCUCGAAAUAUGAGUAGACUAGAGGAAACAUUAAAAGAAGUGAAGAAACAUCUAGCUCCAGAGAGGAAGGUCUUAGCUUUGUCUGUAGAUCUUACUACUAAUGCAGAAGAUGUAGAGAAUACUUUAGAUCAGGCAUCUGAAGCCUUAGGCCCAAUAGACAUUCUUAUCAACUGCGCUGGCUUUGCAGUCUGUGGCUUGUUUGAAGAAACUUCAAUUGAGGAUUUUAAGGCAAUGAUAAACACUAACUAUUUGGCUAGUGUGUUCACAAGUCAUGCUGUCAUAAAAAGGAUGAAGCAGCGGAGAAAAGGUCACCUUGUGUUUGUAUCGUCAAUAGGAGGGCAGUUUGGUAUAUUUGGAUUUACAGCUUAUUCACCUUCAAAGUUUGCAGUUAGGGGUUUUGCAGAAACAUUGUUCAUGGAGGUGAAGCCUUAUGAUAUUGCUGUCUCUGUGGCUUUUCCACCAGACACAGACACACCAGGAUUUGAAAAUGAGAAUAAAAACAAGCCUGAAGAAACCCAUCUAAUAAGUAGCUCAGGAGGUCUUUUUACUCCAGAACAAGUUGCAAGUAACAUAGUUGUAGGGAUCAAGGACAGACGAUUCAUGAUAUCAUGUGGCUUUGAUGGAUACGUAGUGAGCACGUUGACAGCAGGUUUGGCUCCGAUCUCAUCGUUAAUGGAGCUACUAACACAAGUUAUUCUGAUGGGACCACUCAGAUUUGUGCUGGCAUUCUAUCUGUAUUAUUAUGAUCGUAUUGUGUUUAAAGGGAUGCAAAAGAGAGAACAAAGCAAAAAGACAGAGUAGAGGCGAGACCUUACCCUGUCACUGGUCAAAGUAAAUGCAUAUUUGAAAUACCGGCCGAUAGCAGCAUACCAGCUCAAGUGAGUGGAGGCGUUUUCCAGGCUGAAGACGCCAUGGAACGAGAACUAAUAAUUUUUUUCGAAAGUCAAAAUAUUUUCAAGACUGAAAUCGUUAUAAUUGAUCGCCAAUUUUAUUUAAAAGUUUCGAUUCGCACCAAUAAAGGUACAGGAAUUUUAAUUGCUUCCUCGGGGCUUUGUUUCUACUGUGUAUGACACAUCCAAAGUUUCUUGUACUUUGUAAGUUUAAGCGAUGAACACGUUGAUAUUCGAACUUAGACCAUUUAUUUAUGGUAGACUCUCAUUGCGUCGUAAAAGGUUAAGCCAGAGGUUCUCUCUGUUGAGUACGAUAACGUAGUACUAUCUAUGUGCACUGUUUUUUAUUAUACAUGCAUCGGCCAAUGUAGUUACAUAUUUUGUAUACUUAUAUGUAUUCAUUCAUUUCCUUAUGGUUUAUUCUUGAACUGUCUAAUUUAUUUGUAUAUAUAUUUGAUUAUUUAUUUAUUAACGUAUUACAGGAAGAUAUGUUUUUUUUUCUUUUUCUCCUUUUGGCAACACAAUAAGCGAACAUAGCAAGCAGACACAUUACACCAACGACAAACAAAAGCCUUUCCACUUCAGCACACUGCAUGUAGAGCAAUCCUAGUCUCCAGCAAUUAUGUCUGAGAAUGAUAUUCUUAGAUGCUGCAUACUCGAGCUGAGUCAGACAAAAUGAGCUGCUCAUUUUAUCUGAAUUGCGUCGUUUUUCCCGCACGGCCGAGUUUAUCUUCAUAUUUUCAGCUCCUGGAUCUUCAAGGAUGUAGAUCGUGGUGCUAAUAAGCAUAAUUUUAGCAUAUAAAUGCUUUUUAUUUCAUAGCUUCGCAAUGGGAAAGGAAGCCAACCUAGAUUUUUAGGGAAAAGGUGGUAAGGGAGUAAGAAUGUAAGUCGUUGGGUAGGGUCAUAAAACAUUACAAUGAUGCGAAAUCGCACGGUAAUCGUGGAUAAACAUACUAGUAAUGACAAUAAAUUUGACUUCUUCCCUAAGGGUUAAAAUUUUUCAUAUUCUGCGGUGUCGUCUGCUAGACGUGACCCUCAACCUGAAUUCCAGAAAUACGUUGAUUCUUCCCUCCGUCAUUGCAUUUUUAACUGUUAUCUACAGGUAUGUUAAAUGCUUUAGCGCAGAUAAAGAAAAGACAAUUAAUUGCGGAGGAGGAUGUGGGUCAUGCUUGGAGUAAUAGACCUUCUUGUAUUGGUUAUGCUAUAACUUAACGUUAAAUACUUGUUUUGCAGUUGGACGUUUAAUAAUAUCGAUGAUAGAUAGCAGGUAAUUUAGUGUUGACAACUGGGUUAAAAACGUAAAUUAGCCACCGUAAAGGGUAAAAAAGCUGACGUUUCGAGCGUUAGCCCU